Capronia epimyces CBS 606.96 is the source of this 1827-nucleotide messenger RNA. RefSeq lists its product as uncharacterized. The coding region runs from base 1 to 1827 and encodes 608 amino acids. Lineage: Eukaryota; Fungi; Ascomycota; Eurotiomycetes; Chaetothyriales; Herpotrichiellaceae. The record is from RefSeq and is a predicted model, not a curated record. Gene Ontology annotation, molecular function: flavin adenine dinucleotide binding; NADP binding; N,N-dimethylaniline monooxygenase activity. The transcript has 8 exons.
AUGGAGAUGGAGGCAUUCCCAUCCGUUAGCCCGGCUGUGGCCAAACCACGAGAGGUUCCUGUGGACUAUGCCAGGCCCAUCAAGGUCAUCUGCAUCGGUGCUGGCAUGUCCGGCAUUCUAUGUGGAAUCCGAUUCCCUCAGAAAAUCCCCAAUCUCCAGCUAACCAUCUACGAAAAGAAUGACGAGGUUGGCGGUGUGUGGUACGAGAACAGAUAUCCCGGUGUCACUUGUGACGUGCCUUCUCAUUGUUUUCAAUACACCUUCGCCAACAAUUCAAACUGGUCCAAGUUCUUCGCUCCUGGGGAGGAGAUCGGCGACUAUUUCCGCCAGGUGGCGGAAAAGUACGAGGUCAAGAAACACAUUCGCUUUGGCCAUCUCUUCAAAUCGGCACGAUGGCUGGACGAAAAGGCGCAAUGGGAGGUCAAGUUGGUUAGAAUGGCCGACGAGCUGGAGUUCACCGACUACUGUGACGUGUUUGUCAAAGCUACAGGCAAUCUGAACAAGUGGACAUGGCCCAAGCUGCCCGGGCUGGAAAAGUUCGAGGGAGAGUUGAUCCAUUCGGCACAUUGGAAGAAAUCAUUCGAUCCCACCGACAAACGCGUGGCAGUUAUCGGCUACGGAGCUACAGCGGUGCAGCUGGUUCCAGCAAUCCUCCCCCAGGUCAGGUAUAUGGAUCACUACGUGCGAGGUCAAGCGUGGAUCUCUCCUGCUGGCUACGUUGCCGCCGACUCCAGGAAGGCCAACAAUCCGGAUCUUCACAACUUCGACCACCCUCCGGAAGAAAGACAAAGAUUUGCCAACAACCCCGACGAGUAUCUCAGAUACCGCCACCAAGUCGAGGACUAUGUUAACCAGGCUCAGCUGAUCCACUGGGUCGGAUCGGACAUGAACAAGACAUUCUCCGCCGCCACGGAAGAAUCAAUGGCUCGCAGAUUGGCUCGCAAGCCCGAGAUCUUCAGACACCUGAGACCAACCUACCCAGUCGCUUGCCGCCGAGUCUCGCCGGGCCCAAGAUACCUCGAGAGUCUGGUAGAAGACAAGCUCAACUUCAUCCCCAAGGGCGUUAAACAGGUGACGGCGACCGGGAUCGUGGACGACGAUGGCACAUUGCGGGAAGUGGACGCCAUUAUCUGCGCCACUGGGUUCGAUACGUCGUUGAGACUGGACGAGACGCCGAUAUAUGGCCGGGAAGGAGUAUCGCUCGACGACCUCUGGCAGUCCGAGCCGGGCGCGUACAUGAGCAUGUGUCCGCCGCAGAUGCCCAACCUGUUUCUUUUCGUCGGCCCCAACGGCGCCCCAGGAGCUGGAUCGACCAUCCACAUGAGUGAAUGUGCCUGUGACUACAUGGUCCAAUGUAUCCAGAAGAUCCAAAGAGAGAAUCUACGCUGGAUGAUGCCCAAGGAGAAAUCCAUCCGUGCUUUCAUGAAGCAGGUCGAUCGGUAUUUUGCCAAAACCACGUUUGCGUUCACUUGUAAUAACUGGGCCAAACGAACCAGCAAUGGCAGGAUGUUGGGCUACUGGCCCGGCUCGGCGGUCCAUCAACGAGCCACAUUGGCAGUGCCGCGUUUCGAGGAUUUCGAAUAUUCCUCAUUUGAGGACGACGAAGAGGACUCGUUGGCGUGGAUGGGCAACGGCAUGAUCACGGCUCAGACCGAGAACAAGUCGACCACGGAUUACCUGGACUAUGUCGACAUACCACCACCGCCGCCGCCGCCGCCAUCAACAUCAACAUCAGCAUCAACAUCAGAACCAGCUCCUUCGUCAUCUUCGGCGUCCAGUCAAGCCACAACUCCUUUUUCAAUUGUGGAAGAAGUCUAUGUAGCAUGA